Molecule: messenger RNA, 1934 nt
Organism: Rana temporaria (common frog)
Lineage: Eukaryota; Metazoa; Chordata; Amphibia; Anura; Ranidae
Gene: PRDM12
Product: PR/SET domain 12
Exons: 5
Coding region: 151-1209 (352 amino acids)
Biological process (GO): neurogenesis
Cellular component (GO): nucleus
Molecular function (GO): histone methyltransferase binding
Source: RefSeq, a predicted model, not a curated record
UAUAAAGAGGGAAGGGCUUUGGCUGGAAGAAUUCUGGCAAGUCUUGUCUUUUGGAAGAGGUAGAGUGUGCCUAGUGGGCUCCACACAGCACAUACCUACCAGAAAGCUCAGUCCUCUUGUGGCUUCUAAGUGCCAAGUGCCAGCAGAUCCAUGAUGGGCUCGGUGCUCCCAGCGGAAGCCCUGGUACUGAAGGGUGGGCUGAACAAGCCAGCCUUGUCCUUGGCUGAGAUGAUCACCUCUGAUAUCCUGCACAGCUUCCUCUAUGGGCGCUGGAGGAACGUUCUGGGGGAGCAACUUUUUGAAGAGAAGAACAACCACAGCAGUCCAAAAACUGCCUUCACAGCUGAGGUCCUGGCACAGUCUUUCUCUGGAGAGGUGCAGAAGCUUUCCAGCCUGGUCCUGCCUUCAGAAGUAAUCAUUGCCCAGAGCUCCAUCCCUGGUGAGGGGCUUGGCAUCUUCUCCAAGACCUGGAUUAAGGCUGGCACUGAGAUGGGACCGUUCACUGGCAGAGUCAUUUCUCCGGAGCAUGUGGACCUGUGCAAGAACAACAAUCUGAUGUGGGAGGUGUUCAAUGAAGACAGCACAGUGCGUUAUUUUAUUGAUGCCAGCCAAGAAGACCACCGUAGCUGGAUGACUUACAUCAAGUGUGCCCGCAAUGAGCAGGAACAGAACUUGGAGGUGGUACAGAUUGGAAAUAGCAUCUUCUACAAGGCGAUAGAGACAAUCCCUCCAGACCAAGAACUUUUGGUAUGGUAUAGCAACACACAAAGCACCUUCCUUGGCAUUCCUGGAGUCCCUGGAAUAGAAGAGGAACAAAAGAAAAAUGAAUUUGGUGGCAUUGAUCCCACUGCAGCCACUCUGGCUGGUCGAAUGCGCUGCGUCAUCUGUCACCGUGGCUUCAACUCGCGCAGUAAUUUACGCUCACACAUGAGAAUCCACACACUGGACAAACCCUUUGUAUGCCGCUUUUGCAACCGCCGCUUCAGCCAGUCUUCCACCUUACGCAACCAUGUCCGACUGCACACCGGGGAGCGUCCUUACAAAUGCCAAGUCUGCCAGAGCGCCUACUCACAGUUAGCUGGCCUGAGAGCUCAUCAAAAGAGUGCAAGGCACCGUCCACCAAACAACGUCCUGCAGGCUCAUUCUCCAAACCUGCCAGUGCCACACCCAGCUUCUCUAGCGCACCACAUCCCCACCAUGGUCUUGUGAAGUUGGUCAUCAUUACAAAAAAAACUCAGCUUAUUAAACAGAGACACCUUAUAGGUUGAUCCUUGGACUGAGGUGGUUUACGAAACUGUUUUUAUUUUUGUAGCUCAAACUUACUUCUGCCUAACUUCCACAAGUUUUUCUACACAGUACCAAAAAACACAUGUUGAGAGUUUGAAGUUAAAAAGACAGAUACCCAACUUAAAAAAGGCCAUCAGUCACAUACUCAUGCAAACAAGCCUCUCUCUUGGAACAGAAUCAUAUAUUAAUGUAUACAUGUUGCUAGAAAUUAAGACAGCCAUUUUGUAUGUUGACACAGCAUGCAUGAAAAAAGGAGACCAAUUUUUGGCUUGCUGCUUUUUGAUAAAGUAGUUCAGCAGACAAAAUGGCUUUUUUGGUUCAUUGUAACACUAGUACUAAAUUGCCUUGUUAGGUCUCAUAUGAGUUGAUUUUCUAAAUUUAGUUUAAACUGAUAAAUUGAAGCUUUUGCCAGGAACUCUAUAGUUUUCAAACUACAUGACUUGGAUUAUAUAAUGUAAUGGGUGGCGAGACAUGUAGUACCAACAUCUCUAUAUGCAGGAUACAUCAAAAGUUAUGGGGAUUGGCCAUUUUUGUCUUAACACGUUGUAUGUGCUAAAAACAAAAAAAAAUCUACAUUUUUAAAACAGCCCUCAAUUGGGUAACAGAGGCCUUUGCUACCUUCCUGCCAACAAUGUAUCAAAACCCAA